Messenger RNA from Geodia barretti, 621 nucleotides. NCBI's taxonomy places the organism in Eukaryota, Metazoa, Porifera, Demospongiae, Tetractinellida, Geodiidae. The record is from the annotation of a GenBank genome assembly.
CAACCAAAUGACCAAAAUGAGUACUUCUUUGAGAAUGCUAAGAUGAGUCUGUUUCGUUUCCACGAAGACAUUCGCUAUCAGGUAGUCUUCAACAACUGGAUUCAAACUGGAAACACUCGUACAACAUGCCGUGAAAUAGACAUCGGAGGGUAUCUUGUCUCCUUCUCAGGAGACCAGCUACUCCAAGGUAGCUAUGGAGGGGUCGAUGGGAUUCCAGCUCGAGUGGGAGACUUAAUCGAAUACGGAUAUCACAUAUUCUUUGUGUGUGACCAGAGCCCGGUUUUCGUCCAGUUCCAAAACGCAAUUCCAUUCCGCCAAGACCCAGUGGGUACUAUUAUUGUCGACUUUGACAUUUACAAUCAAGUUCUCGGCUAUGGAAAGGCUCAUGGUAUUUUAAGUAUCAAGCCGGAUGACGAGAAUCCCGGACAGUUUCGUAAUGUUGUCCGUCUUGUUUACACAUUUCCAGAUAAACCAUAGUUCUCUAUACUGGAAUUGUCUCCCAAUUCAAAGACUGUGUAGCUAGAGUUAAUUGACUUCCUUCAAUGAAAUGUGAUGCCAUGCUCCCUUUUCAAUUUAUAGUUAGCAAUAUUAUAGCUAGCACUAAAAUGUUUUUUCAUACGC